CUUAAAGAUGGUAUUUCUCCCAGCUCCACGUCAACUGAAAAUGAGAAAAACCCUUAAGAUGAUUGGAAUACUAAAAGUGUGGCAAUGUUGCAACGGACACAGCCGUUACUAUCCCAGUAAAUGCGGGCCAUAAAACGCGUUGAUAGCAACCGUUUCUGCUGCUCACGCCCUUUGUGCUGCUCCUUUGCUUCAGUUGCUCCUCGUCCUCCUCCCUAUAAAGUUUUCCAGACCAAAACCGCCUCGUCAGCAAACCAUCUGCGAAAAAAAAUCCCCUUGUUUCAAAUUUGCUGUUAGGUUUCUUGCACUCUCUGAUCCAGAAAAAACAUAGAAAUGGCAUCGUCCAACGUCACAAUGCUCGCCGUCUGUGUUGCGCUCACACUAUCAGGGCUUUACGCUGACGCAGUAGCAGAAGCAGUGGAACAACCGUUACGGCGCAGUCACAGAAAGGCGACAAAGACCUGGUGCGUCGCCAAGCCGUCGGCGGAGGCUGCCGCGCUGCAGGGCAACCUGGAGUUCGCCUGCUCCGAGAGCGACUGCGGCGCCAUCCAGGGCACCGGCGGCUGCACCCGUCCGGACAGCCUGCUGUCACGGGCAUCGGUGGCGAUGAAUGCCUACUACCAGGCCAGGGGGAGGAACUCCUGGAACUGCUUCUUCAACGGCACCGGCCUCAUCACCAUCACUGACCCCAGUCUUGGCGCCUGCAAAUAUGCUUGAGAUGGGAGGACUGCGGCGCAGCGGAGCACCGGAUCUGAUCAAAUAAGAAUUUAGGAUGAUGAAUGGUCACUUUUAGUUUGUUCAUUCAUGUGUUACACAAUCAGAUAUGCUAGAAUUUCACUCAAUAUGAGCUUUUAUGUCUAAGUAUAAUCUCUAAAGAACUACCGAUGUUGGUUUUUUUCUGUCCAAGUCACUUUUUAGAUAAUGAUAUGCUGUUCAUUCA
Messenger RNA from Panicum virgatum (switchgrass), 937 nucleotides. RefSeq names its product major pollen allergen Ole e 10-like. Lineage: Eukaryota; Viridiplantae; Streptophyta; Magnoliopsida; Poales; Poaceae. The coding region runs from base 331 to 714 and encodes 127 amino acids. The record is from RefSeq and is a predicted model, not a curated record. The transcript is spliced from 4 exons.